This is a messenger RNA of Aplysia californica (California sea hare), 1351 nucleotides long. RefSeq names its product polypyrimidine tract-binding protein 2-like. The record is from RefSeq and is a predicted model, not a curated record. Gene Ontology annotation, cellular component: nucleus. Gene Ontology annotation, biological process: mRNA processing; regulation of RNA splicing. Lineage: Eukaryota; Metazoa; Mollusca; Gastropoda; Aplysiida; Aplysiidae. Gene Ontology annotation, molecular function: mRNA binding.
AGCGCUGAAUUAACCGCAACACAGCAGCGAAGACCACCAAUAUUGUUGCCAAUACUACCGCCACUACCGCUUUCCACUCACAAGUUGAACUGCCUUUGCCCAACUCACCCACAACCUAGCGGAUUUUUGUCGCCUCGCGUGCGGUGGUACCACGCGCGCACAUUCAAACAACGCUAGCUAGCAUCUCUCGCCACUCUCCGCAGAAUGAGUACACAUUGGCCCGUGGACAUAUGCACGAGGAUUUCAUCGCUUCUGGGUUUCAUUACGCCUCGGGUUAUAAUACAACUUUUUAUUAUUGCUUGCCGUGUGUUCUCGGGAGGAUUUAUACACAGGUGAAUUCAGCUCUUAAUUACCAGCUCAGAGAAGGACUAACAUCUCCUACCCCGCGCUUGUCGCAAGAGAUAGUCAUUCUGUGACGUCCUUGGUCUACGCACGAUUGAGACUCUCGGAUUGAGCUAAUCUCUGUGUGUGGAUUACAUCACCGAUUCACGAGUUCUUCUCGGAUAUUUCUGUGUUCUCGUCUCGUGAUUUCUGCUUACAGAGUGUGUUACUCCUGUCAUAUCCUUCGCUUUUCUAACGGUUUGCUCGGACGCUGAGAAUUGAUUAUUCGCAUAGCAUCAAGGAUAGAAAUAUUUCUCGAAUUUCAGCUCGUCAGUAGGAUUGUAAUCGAUUCGUAAUCACCGCCUUGUUAAGAUAAUAUCUACGCUACCUUAUCAUCAGCAGAGCGUCAGCGGAUUUCUAGCUGGCCAUCAGCGCAUCGAAUCUCUCGUGGAACCGAACAUCGUCAACUAAUCGACGUCUCCUUCUCGUCGUGUAAUUUGUUCAGGGAAAAAAAUUCCCACGUAAUUUUCCUCUUCAUCCCCCAGAAAGGGAAUUCCUCUUCGUCGAUCUUCGUGUGGUCGUUAUUUUUUAUUUCUCUCCCUUCAGUGAGAUCUUAAGUCGUGUUCGCACACAGACCAUUGAGUGUCUUCAUCCAAUCGAGCGACCGAUUUGACCCUAUGUGGAGCCCCAGAUCCUACCCCGUGCUCAUAGCCCGCGCAGCAUGUAUGUGAGCUACUAUCCUUACGGACAACCUGCAGUUCUUUCUCAUCAACCACCUCCUCCCGCCCCUGCUCCACCAGCCCCAGCUCAAGCCCCGCCCACUCUCAUCCCCACUCCAGCACACCUGCCGGCCUCCCUCGCUCCUCAAGACUUACUCGUCUCAGUCACCGCCGCGGGUGUGCCAACUGUCACCGGCUCGCAAGUCGUCGCUAGCCUCGCCCAGCAUCACCAGCAGCAGCAGCAGCUCCACCACCCUGCCACUGGCAUCUCCAGCUACUCCAGUCUAGGACCCCUCGUCAUCUGCCGCAAG